Molecule: messenger RNA, 3403 nt
Organism: Diprion similis
Lineage: Eukaryota; Metazoa; Arthropoda; Insecta; Hymenoptera; Diprionidae
Gene: msk
Product: importin-7
Exons: 19
Coding region: 170-3352 (1060 amino acids)
Biological process (GO): protein import into nucleus
Cellular component (GO): nuclear envelope; cytosol
Molecular function (GO): small GTPase binding
Source: RefSeq, a predicted model, not a curated record
GAAGAGGGCGCCACAAUCGGCGGCCAUAUUGUUGAUGUAUCACGUGACCAGGGAGCAGUGAGGUGAAUGCGCCGGGUCACAUUCGCCAGGCAUUUAACAGGAAAAUUCACGUGUGUUAUUGGAGAUAAAUUAUUUUGUAGUAACCGCAGCUUGAAACCCCUUCGGCAUAAUGGAUCCGAGAAAAUUGACAGACUUGCUACGCGCCACGAUAGACCCGGCCCAGCAGAAACAGGCCGAAGAACAACUCGCCCAGAUACAUAAAAUCAUCGGCUUCGCUCCGAGUCUUCUUCAAGUCGUCAUGUCUGCCGAGGUCGACAUGCCCGUCAGACAGGCUGGUGUUAUAUAUUUGAAAAAUUUGAUUACAACAAAUUGGGCUGAACGUGAGGUUGAAGUUGGAGCUCCUGUGCCAUUUAGUAUACAUGAACAAGAUCGUGCUAUGAUACGAGAUGCUGUAGUAGACGCUGUGGUACACGCGCCAGAGUUGAUAAGAGUUCAGUUAGCUGUCUGCAUAAGCAAUAUAGUUAAACAUGACUUUCCCGGACGGUGGACACAAAUCGUCGACAAGAUUACGAUAUAUCUUCAAAAUCCAGAUGCCUCGUGUUGGCCCGGAGUACUUCUCGCACUUUAUCAGCUCGUCAAGAAUUUCGAAUAUAAAAAGGCAGAAGAAAGGGGCCCCCUCAACGAAGCGAUGAAUCUGUUAUUUCCCAUGAUUUACCAACUGAUAUUACGACUGUUACCCGAUCCCUCGGAACAAUCGGUUCUUUUGCAGAAACAAAUACUCAAAAUAUAUUUUGCACUUACACAGUAUUCACUUCCGCUGGAUCUGAUUUCGAAAGAAGUAUUCUCUCAGUGGAUGGACGUUGUACGUCAGGUUGCCGAUAGACCUGUUCCCCUAGAAGACAAGCAUCUAGAAUUAUUUGAUGACGAACGUGCCGAGUUGCCGUGGUGGAAAUGUAAAAAAUGGGCGCUGCACAUACUUCACAGGAUGUUCGAAAGAUAUGGCAGUCCAGGAAAUGUAGUCGUAGAAUAUAAAGAAUUCUCCGAAUGGUAUUUGCAGACCUUCAGUGCAGGUAUUCUGGAGGUUCUACUGAAAAUCUUGGAUCAGUAUCGAAGAAAGAUUUGGGUUUGUCCCAGAGUCUUGCAACAGUCGAUAAACUACAUAAAUCAGGGAGUGAGUCAUGCGUAUUCGUGGAAAUUCUUGAAGCCGCACAUGUUUGAGAUUAUUCGUGACGUGCUGUUUCCAAUUCUGUCACAUUCUGCGGCCGACGAAGACCUCUGGAAGACCGAUCCUCACGAAUAUAUUCGAGUUAAAUUCGACAUUUUUGAGGAUUUUGUUUCGCCUGUAACUGCCGCUCAAACGUUGUUACACUCUGCGUGUAAAAAGCGGAAAAACAUGUUACCGAAAACAAUGCAAUUUAUUAUGGAAGUUUUGACCAGUCCCAUCGCUGAUCCUAGACAAAAAGAUGGAGCCCUUCAUAUGGCUGGAACUUUGGCGGACGUGUUGUUGAAGAAGAAAAUAUUCAAAGAAGAAAUGGACAAAUUACUUAUGCAGUAUGUGUUCCCAGAAUUCGCGAGUCCGCACGGUCAUAUGAGAGCGAGGGCCUGUUGGUUCCUCCAUCACUUCUCUGAGAUCAAGUUCAAGCAAGAAGCAGUUCUGAUGGAAGCUAUUAGAUUGACGACAAACGCGCUUCUGCACGAUCAGGACUUGCCGGUUAAAGUUGAGGCUGCAAUCGCCUUGCAGAUGCUACUUUCGGCACAGGAUAAAGCGCAGAAGUACAUCGAACCGCUGAUCAAGCAAAUUACUUUGGAACUUUUAACAAUUAUCAGGGAAACUGAGAACGACGACUUGACCAGCGUGAUGCAAAAGAUAGUUUACACGUACACGGAACAGCUGAUGCCCAUCGCCGUUGAAAUCUGUCAGCAUUUGGCCACCACGUUCAGUCGAGUGCUGGAGACUGAUGAGGGUAGCGACGAAAAGGCUAUAACAGCAAUGGGUCUUCUAAAUACGAUUGAAACACUGCUCACUGUUAUGGAGGAUCAACCGAAUAUAAUGGCUCAGUUACAACCGACUGUAUUACAAGUAGUGGCUCAUAUUUUUGGACAGAGCGUUAUGGAGUUUUACGAAGAAGCCUUGUCGUUGGUUUAUGAUUUGACUGGUAAAACUAUUUCGGAGGAUAUGUGGAAAGUUCUCGAACUUAUUUAUCAGCUGUUCCAAAAGGACGGUUUUGAUUACUUCACAGACAUGAUGCCGACGCUUCAUAAUUACAUCACCGUAGACACACCGGCCUUUCUUUCAAACGAAAAUCACAUAUUAGCCAUGUUCAACAUGUGUAAAGCUGUUUUAACUGGCGACGCUGGCGAGGAUCCCGAAUGCCACGCUGCUAAACUCUUAGAAGUUAUUAUUUUGCAAUGCAAAGGUCACAUCGAUCAGUGUAUACCAUCACUGGUACAAUUGGUCUUGGAACGUUUGACUAGAGAAGUGAAGACGUCAGAGCUGCGCACAAUGUGUCUUCAGGUAGUUAUUGCCGCGCUUUAUUACAACCCGGCUUUGUGCAUCGAAGUUAUGGACAGACUUCAGAGCAGUGUUGGACAAUCUACAGAACCGAUAGCGUCACAUUUCAUCAAGCAAUGGAUACACGAUACCGAUUGUUUUCUCGGUCUGCACGAUCGAAAACUUUGCGUUUUGGGAAUGUGUACUUUGAUUAGUAUGGGACCCGCAAGACCGGCUGCAGUCAACGAAUGCGCUCAACAAAUUAUUCCAUCGUUAAUUCUUUUGUUCGACGGACUUAAGCGAGCCUAUGCUGCUAAGGCUGCUGAAUGCGAUGACGAAGAUAAUGACGAGGAAGAAAGUGAUUUAGAAGAAGAAGUAUUGUCCUCGGACGAAGAUGAUAUUGACGACAGUGGUCAACAGUAUCUUGAGAACUUGCAAGAGAAAGUAAGUAAGGCGUCGGGUCAGCAUGGAUUCAAUAUCACUGCCACGAUACAAGAUGGUCACGGAGAUCAUAGAUCCGACGAUGACGACGACGACGAUUCUGACUACGAAGCAAAUGAGGAAACUGCUCUGGAGAGCUAUACGACUCCAUUAGAUUCUGACGACACCAAUCAAGAUGAAUAUGUUUUCUUCAAGGAAAUCAUGCAAAACAUCGAGGCUUCGGAUCAACCUUGGUACAGAACACUUACCAGUCACUUGACAUCCGAACAACACAAAGCAUUGCAAGAAAUAAUUCUUCUUGCCGAUCAACGUAAAGCAGCCCUGGAAAGUAAAAGAAUUGAACAAAGUGGUGGAUACGCCUUCCACCAGCAGACUGUACCAACUUCGUUUAAUUUUGGUGGAACCCCUUUGAGCCGAUAAGAUAUUCUAACGAUUUUAUUCUAGAACGAUAAGUAAAUUUCAAAACAGAAA